This is a messenger RNA of Quercus lobata, 1377 nucleotides long. RefSeq names its product F-box/kelch-repeat protein At3g06240-like. The coding region runs from base 1 to 1077 and encodes 358 amino acids. The transcript has 2 exons. NCBI's taxonomy places the organism in Eukaryota, Viridiplantae, Streptophyta, Magnoliopsida, Fagales, Fagaceae. Gene Ontology annotation, molecular function: protein binding. The record is from RefSeq and is a predicted model, not a curated record.
AUGUCGAAUUCGAGUUCGAAGUGGAGGUGGGGGCGAAGGUGGAGAAGUUGCAGAUUAAGGUUAAGCUCCAAUAAUAAUUUACCUUCAUUACCGGAAGAGUUGUUGGAAGAGAUCCUGGUAAGGCUUCCAGUUAAAUCGCUAUUACGUUUCAGGUGCGUUCAAAAGUCAUGGUCUACUCUUGUCCAAAACCCAACUUUCAUUGCCAAACACCUCCGCCACCAUCAAACCAAAACAAAAAAUCCAAGUAUUUUGGUCGAGGGCCUCGACAAAAUUGAGGAUCUUCAAUACCUCCUGCAAUCUCAUCCUGAUGAAGGAGGAGGAGUCCGCGUUUUGGACUUCAAGGAGGACAGCAUGGGUCGCUUGCUCACAGUUUAUACCAAGAUAUUAUAUUUUGCAUUUGGCUUUGAUCAAAAUUCUAAUGACUACAAGGUGGUUCGAGUUGUCGAAUAUAAGAAGGAAUCUGCGGGAAAUUCAAUCACACGCUACUGCAAUUCUUUUUAUGUUUACUCCCUAAGGGCUGAGUGCUGGACCCAAAUAUUUGGCACCCCUAUUCAUCAUAACAACAUUAAGCUGCAUUCUUGUUGUAAUGAAAUAUACUUUAAUGGAGUUCAUCAUUGGAUCGGUUUCCUCAACAGCGAACCCGGGGAUAGUUAUGAUCAUCACAUAAUUCUGUCCUUUGACAUGAGCCAUGAGGUUUUUCAAAUUAUAAGGUUUCCAGAUAUGUUUUUUCCAAAUAAAACUCUUGCUGUAUUCAAUGAUUGCCUUGCUUGUAUUGUUUAUGGUAUCAAUGAAUACAUCGAUAUAUGGGUGAUGCGGGAAUAUGGGGUCGAGGAUUCUUGGACCAAACAACUUGUUGUAGGACACCUGUUAGGAAUUCAGAGGCCACUACAACUUCUUGGGAAUGAGGAGAUUCUUCUGGUUGAUGAAAAUAAGACAUUGGUCUUGUAUAACAUUGGUUCUCAAGAAAUUAAGAUUCUUCAACGCACGGGGUAUCCAAAAAUAUUCAUGCCAAGGCGAGCUAUCGUUUAUGUGGAGAGUCUUGUUUCAUUCACUGGUGGAAUUGUGUUUGAGAGUUAAUUUUCCUGAGCUCCUAGUUAUUUAUAUCAUUAAAUAAUUUUUCAGUAAGUUCUGUGUGGCUUAGAGAGGAUGAUAUUGCAUCUCAUAUGGAUGGUGUUUUUGUUAAUUUAUUUAGAGUGAGUGCUAGUUAAGGGUUUGAGUAGGUUAUUCUGCAAUACCAUCUCAGCUAUUGUUAGCUUUGUUGUCUAUUUGUUCCCGUGAAAUUUACAAAGACUUGGUCACUUGAGGGUCUGUAUCACUAGGCAAUGUGACAAAUUAAAAUUUCAUAUAUAUUGAUGGAAACCAUAUUUAUUGGAGGUA